Argentina anserina (silverweed cinquefoil) is the source of this 1764-nucleotide messenger RNA. RefSeq names its product eyes absent homolog. NCBI's taxonomy places the organism in Eukaryota, Viridiplantae, Streptophyta, Magnoliopsida, Rosales, Rosaceae. The record is from RefSeq and is a predicted model, not a curated record. The transcript has 6 exons. The coding region runs from base 160 to 1098 and encodes 312 amino acids. Gene Ontology annotation, biological process: positive regulation of DNA repair; multicellular organism development; cell differentiation. Gene Ontology annotation, cellular component: nucleus. Gene Ontology annotation, molecular function: protein tyrosine phosphatase activity.
GUUAAACCUCGUCGUCAAAGGUAGAAUCUGUUGCUCUCCUAAAAGUUGCGUCUUCACUGUGGAACUCUAUUUCGUCAUCAAUCAUCUCUUCUGUAAUUCUGCCCCCAACUGAACCUCAAGAUUAGCUGCUUUGAGUUGACACCGAAAUCGGGGAAGUUAAUGGGUGAGAAUGCAAGUAUGAGGGGAGGGGUUGCUGAAAGCAGCAGGGAUGAGAGACUAGAUGUUUAUGUAUGGGAUAUGGAUGAGACUCUGAUACUUCUCAAGUCUUUGUUGACUGGAACGUACGCAGAGGGUUUUACUGGUGUGAAGAAUGUGCAAGAGGGUGUAGAAAUCGGGAAGAAAUGGGAGAAGCACAUUCUAUCUCUGUGUGAUGAUCAUUUCUUUUAUGAACAAAUUGAGAACCACAAUAAGCCGUAUCUUGAUGCCUUGAGCCGAUAUGAUGAUGGGCAGGAUCUUUCUGCAUAUGAUUUCAGCAAAGAUGAAUUUGGGGCUUCCUAUGAUGAUGACAACAAAAGAAAACUGGCAUAUAGGCACAGAUUCGUAGCUCAGAGAUAUAAACAGGGUCUGCAGAGUUUUCUUAAUGAAGAGACGAAAAAAGACUUGGAUGAAUUGUAUGAUAUGACUGAUAAUUAUACUGAUAGAUGGCUCAGCUCAGCACGUGGCUUCUUAGAAGAGUGUUCUGUUGGUAAUGGAGGUACAUCCAUUGUGGCUGCUGAUGGGAUAAAAGGCUCUUCUGCUACAAAGAGUAUUCAUCUUCUAGUGACUUCGGGAUCAUUGAUCCCCAGUCUUGUCAAAUGCAUGCUCUUUCGACUCGACCAUAUGAUAGCUCAGGAAAAUGUCUAUAGUUCCUGGGAAGUGGGGAAACUUCAAUGUUUUCAGUGGAUCAAGGCGCGUUUCAAAGCCCCAGCGGUCCGCUUCUGCGUGAUUGGGGAUGGAUGGGAGGAGGGUGAAGCUGCACAAUUGAUGCAAUGGCCAUUUAUUAAAAUUGAUAUGCGACCAGGCAGCUCUCACAGGUUUCCAGGGCUGACAAUGAGGACGGUGGGAUUUUACUUUUCUGUUGUAUAUGGGAAUUCUGAUGCUGAAGAUGAAGAAGUGUAACUGAUAAAAAGAAGAGGUGUUGUAUCUGGUAAGAUACUUGUACAUAAAAAAGACCAAACAUAGUUCAAUUGUGUCAAGAAAUAAUGUGCAUUAGUCAACUCACUUGGAUGAAGAUAACUAUGUCAGAUGCCAUAUUGAUGGUACUGUUGAAACAGAAAGGUGACACAUCCCUCCUAGAGAGAAGCCUAUUGGCCAUCAUCUUGAUUGAUUUAGGAUUUGUUUGAUGGGCUCAUGAUAUAUUAUAGUGACUUCAAAUAUGAAGUGUGAAACUUUUGAGGAGCAUGAAUAGCCCGCCUCUAAAGGUUAGAUUAUCUGUUAAAAGUUAAAACUCGCUUAGGCCACAUCAAUUUGAGCGUCAGCAUGACUUGAAAGAGUGUGUCAUCAUUUUUGAAGUGUCACUAUCCUGUAAUAUGAAUUUCCAUGUGAAGGUGCUUAGGUGCUGUCAUUAUUUCUGAUGUCAUCAGUGUCUGCACAUAAAACUUGCACACCCCCUUUAUCUCCUCUUCCUUUUUGUUUCUUUCUUUACAGAUUUGUGGUCAGUUUGUUUAGUUCAAAUUUCGGUUUGGACCGUAAUCUAUGGAAGCCCAUGGAUUAAGAGUGUCAGCAUCUGAUGUGAUACUGCUGGAAGUUUGGAAAAAAUUGAUAAUAUUCUGUUAUGAUUUGCUU